Messenger RNA from Fusarium odoratissimum NRRL 54006, 846 nucleotides. RefSeq lists its product as uncharacterized. The record is from RefSeq and is a predicted model, not a curated record. The transcript has 2 exons. Bases 166 to 684 code for a protein of 172 amino acids. NCBI's taxonomy places the organism in Eukaryota, Fungi, Ascomycota, Sordariomycetes, Hypocreales, Nectriaceae.
CGGCAUACGAUAUUCGACGGAGGAAUCGCACAAUUUCGCAUUACAAAUGCGCGAUCAAAACGAGACUGUAUAUAUGGACGCAUUUACCAUCCUGAACUGGGAAUUGAAAAAGCCAUAGUAGAUACUCGAGCCUUUCACUUCACGCUACCAAUUUACGCCGCCAAAAUGCCUACCUCUCUCUACGACCUCAUUAUCCCCACCUUCAUCAAGGGUCUCCAAACCUUUGACCACGUUCUCACAAAGGCGGAGCAAUACGCCAAAGAAAAGGGACUCAACGCCGAUGAAGUUUUCCCUCAAGCCAGACUCGUUGACGAUCAACUUCCCCUCGUCUUCCAAGUUCAGAAUGCCACCAAGGCUGUUCAGGUCACCAUUGGCCGCUUAACAGGCGUUGAGCCCACAUUCUUCCAGGACAAUGAAAAGACCAUUGCCGACCUGCAUGCCCGAAUCCAAAAGGCCCUCGAGGCUGUGAAGAGUGUCAAGCCUGAGGAUGUUAACUCACGAGAGGAUGUCAAAGUGGAGCUCCCCCGACCCGACAAGACUCUUCAUCUUACGGUCAAGGAGGCUACACUGUACCAUGGCCAAACAAACUUCUUCUUCCAUAUCGUCACUGGCUACUCUAUCUUACGUUCAAAGGGCGUGCCUAUUGGAAAGGGUGAUUAUCUUGGAAGCUUUCUUGCUCAGUAAGUGGAGCAGAUGGAACCUAGAAUAGACAAAUGACCAAAUGGCUUUCCACAUGGCAUGUUUACGUGUGAUAAGGUCCUAAAUAUCUUGAACAGUGACAAGUACAGUUAUCGGUCAAAGCUUUGAACGUGAAAAGAUCAUGAAUCCAAGCGGCGAAGACUCCGG